This is a messenger RNA of Vitrella brassicaformis, 664 nucleotides long. The record is from the annotation of a GenBank genome assembly. Lineage: Eukaryota; Vitrellaceae.
AUGAUGCACGUGACAUGAGAUCGUCAGCCAUUAUUCGAACACACACAUGUGGUUCUUGUGCUGUCCUUAUGUGUGGUAUUAUGUCAGGUGUGUGUGCUAUGCGGAGCGGUGCUUUCUCGCUCGCCUCGAGACACUGGCCAAACACAUGAUCUUCCUCAGGAUAAGAUGGACGCACUCUCGUAUCGCAUCGCCGCUGUGCGGCUGUUUGUCUUAUCGGUCGCUAGGGUCGGGCCCGAGCAACACGGCAGCGACAUACUCACCAGUGUCACCACCAUCAAACCGUCAGACGCUGCGGACCGGGUGAGGUACACCGCAGCGUGUCUGAAUACGUACACCGACAAUGUCUGUCUGCCUCUUUGCAGAUUUGUGGCAUUGGUGCUCAACCAGCAAGGGCACCAGGUGGCUGUGGUGAUGGGCUCAGGAGGGCGGCCUGAGUCGCGUGUGCCGAGUGUGCUGUGUCUCAAGUUGCGAGACUGACUGACUGACUAACCUAUGGGUCUUGAGUGUGUGAUCUUCCACUCACGCACAGCCACUGUUGUUCAUUCGUCCGUAUAUGACAGACAUACAGUAGAUAGCCAUUCAUGAGCUGACUGACUGAGGACCGAGGAUCUGAUGACACUGUAUCUGUGAGCUUGAGGGGUUGCGCUCUUAAGGUGUAUUCAGC